UAGUUAUGUUUCCUAUUACAAUAUAAUUUGAUGAUUUGUAGAUGGGAGAUCGAGGAUGUGGAUAUGAAAAACUGUCUUUCGUUGGACCAGCCAUUCAGCCCGAGUGGGGCUUGUCUUCAAAUCAAUAGAGUUUGACAUCCACUUUCGCUUUUUUUGGGAUGCUGGUUGGAGCGUAUUUGUGGGGUUUCGUCUCAAAUUCUUAUGGCAGAGAAUGGGAGAUCAAGGAUGUGGAUAUACAUUGGAUGAAGCACUUUCUACAAUUGGGUUUGGGAAGUUCCAAGUUGUUGUGCUUGCGUAUGCCGGGUUGGGUUUGGUAGCAGAAUCAAUGGAACUGAUGCUUCUGUCUUUCGUUGGACCAGCCAUUCAGCCCGAGUGGGGGUUGUCUUCGAAUCAAGAGAGUUUGAUAUCCACUGUCGCUUUUUUUGGAAUGCUGGUUGGAGCGUAUUUGUGGGGUUUCGUCUCAGAUUCUUAUGGCAGAAAGAAAGGAUUCCUUGGUGCAGCUAUAACAGCAACUGGAGCCGGGUUGUUGAGUGCUUUUGUGCCAAGUUAUACAGCGUUGUUGACUCUUCGUUGCAUAGUUGGUGUUGGUCUAGGGGGCGGGCACAUAUGUGCAUCAUGGUUUCUAGAGUUUGUCCCGACGUCAAAUAGAGGGGUUUGGAUGGUCGUUUUUUCAACUUUCUGGACAGUUGGAACAAUCAUGGAAGCUUCACUUGCUUGGUGGAUCAUGCCUGGAUAUGGUUGGAGGUGGCUACUUGGACUAUCGGUAGUUCCAUAUUCUGUUGCACUAUUGUUUUAUGGUUUUGUGCCAGAGUCACCAAGAUACCUUUGUACGAAUGGGAGAUUAACUGAGGCACAAUACAUACUUGAAAAGGGAGCUGCACUCAAUAACAAAAAAUUUCCAGUUGGCCUACUUGUUUCUGACCAUACGAAGGACCUCGUUUAUGAGAGCCAGUCUCCUGAAACUACCUUGUUACUCUCCUCAAUGACAAAUAAAAUAGAUGAUUCCCAAAGAAAUACCCCGUCCGUUUUUAUGCUUUUAUCACCAAAGUUGAUCAGAACAACACUGCCCCUAUGGUUUCUGUACUUUUGCAACACAUUUUCUUACUAUGGCAUUAUUUUGUUAACUUCACAAUUAAGCAUGGCGCAAAGUGAAUGUGACCCGCUUACUUUGCAAUCAGAAAACAUCAAGGAUGACAGCCUCUAUAUAAAUGUAUUCAUCACUAGCUUGGCAGAGCUUCCUGGGCUAGUUAUAGCAGCUGUGACAUUGGAUAAAAUAGGACGAAAGAUAUGUAUGGAAAUCCUGAUGAUUGGUGGAUUCAUAUUAUUAUUGCCCUUGGUUGUCCAUCACAAUGACAUAAUGACCACAUCCUUUCUCUUUGGAGCUCGUAUGUUCGUCUCAACAAGCUUCGUUGUUGCUUGUAUUUACGCCCCAGAGGUGUAUCCGACGAGCUUAAGAGCAACAGGUGUUGGAAUAGCUACCGCGGUUGGAAAAAUUGGUGGGAUGGUAUGCCCUCUAAUAGCAGUUGGGAUGGGUAGUGGUUGCCACCAAACACUUCCAGUAAUUCUGUUUGAGGCUACUAUACUUCUAUCUGGUCUGGCUGUCAUGUUGCUUCCAUUUGAGACGAAAGGCAAGGAAUUAACUGAUAACAUAGAAUGAAUGUAUCAUGUAUAUCCUUUAAAAGAGACAAAGGCUUCAACUACUAUACUUAAAAAAUAUAUAUUUAAAACAAUAUUCUACUAAGCUAAGAUUGUUAAGAUCUCGA
Messenger RNA from Erigeron canadensis, 1763 nucleotides. RefSeq names its product organic cation/carnitine transporter 7-like. Gene Ontology annotation, biological process: transmembrane transport. Gene Ontology annotation, cellular component: membrane. The record is from RefSeq and is a predicted model, not a curated record. Bases 212 to 1657 code for a protein of 481 amino acids. NCBI's taxonomy places the organism in Eukaryota, Viridiplantae, Streptophyta, Magnoliopsida, Asterales, Asteraceae. Gene Ontology annotation, molecular function: transmembrane transporter activity. The transcript is spliced from 6 exons.